This is a messenger RNA of Elaeis guineensis (African oil palm), 3177 nucleotides long. RefSeq names its product subtilisin-like protease SBT1.7. Gene Ontology annotation, biological process: proteolysis. Lineage: Eukaryota; Viridiplantae; Streptophyta; Magnoliopsida; Arecales; Arecaceae. The record is from RefSeq and is a predicted model, not a curated record. Gene Ontology annotation, molecular function: serine-type endopeptidase activity.
UCCCCGGCCCCUCCCAAUCCCCGGUGCCCUUCUACCAUUCUUUCACGCUUUCUUUUUCUCCGUUCUGGGCUACGAGUUCUCUCCUACCCGUUGCCGUUCUCUUCUCGUCCGCUCCUACGCUCCCAACUUUCUUGUGGCAGCCAGGAGAGCGGACGGAGAAGAAGAGAGGGAGAGAGGAAGAGCGAGCGUAUUCGUCAAAGAGUGUCGCAUGGAACAAACCGUUCCCGAGAUUCCUAAUUAAAAUACGUAUAUUCAAAACACAACAACAGACGCUAAAGAGCAAACGAUAAAAAAGACGAAACCCAUGUGACCGUCCUGUCACUCUUUCCUUCUAUCUUCCUUAUCUCUCUCCUUCUUCGUGGCCUCUUCCUCCCCUCGCCUCUCUUUUCUUGCCUGCGUCCUGUACCCUCUUCUUUGUUCUCGUUUCCACCAAGCAAUCAUUCCUCCAGACGAAAAGAAACCCCUUUCCCACCCCCCCUCACCCACCCAAAACCCUUCGACUAUAUAAACAUCACCCGACGCCGCUGCAACAAAGAGACUAGCGAUGGCGUCGGCGGCCACAUCCACGGCGGCGCUCCUCCUCCUUCUCCUCCUCUUUUGCUCCUCCUUCUCCUUCCACGUGGCGGCAGCAAAAGAGAAGAGGGUGACGUACAUCGUCCACAUGGCCAAAUCCAGGAUGCCGGCCACCUUCACCGAGCACGGCAACUGGUACGACGCCUCCCUCCGUUCCGUCUCUGACUCCGCUAAGAUCCUCUACUUAUACGACACCGUCGCCCACGGCUUCUCCGCCCGCCUCACCCCGGCCGAGGCCCAAGCCUUGGAAUCUCUCGACGGUGUCCUCUGCGUCCUCGCGGAGGUCCGGUACGAGCUCCAUACCACUCGGACACCGGAGUUCCUGGGCCUCGACAAGAGCGACGGCCUCGUCCCCCAGGCCAACACCGCCAGCGAUGUCGUGGUGGGAGUUCUUGACACCGGCGUCUGGCCGGAGAGGAAAAGCUUCGACGACACGGGCUUCGGCCCCGUGCCGGCCGGGUGGAAGGGCGCGUGCGAGGAGGGGAAGGACUUCAAGGCGACGUCCUGCAACCGGAAACUGAUCGGGGCGCGGUUCUUCUCCAAGGGCUAUGAGGCCAGCAUGGGCCCCAUCGACGAGAGCAGGGAGUCGCGGUCUCCGCGAGACAUCGACGGCCACGGGACCCACACCUCCACCACCGCCGCCGGCUCCGCCGUGACGGACGCGAGCCUCCUUGGCUUUGCCACCGGCACCGCCAGGGGAAUGUCGACCCGGGCUCGCGUCGCCGCGUACAAGGUGUGCUGGGCCGGCGGGUGCUUCAGCUCCGACAUCCUCGCCGCAAUGGACGCGGCGGUGGACGACGGGUGCCAUGUACUCUCUCUGUCCCUCGGCGGCGGGAUGUCGGAUUAUUAUAGGGACAGCGUCGCGAUCGGGGCGUUCAACGCGAUGGAGAAGGGGGUUCUGGUCUCGUGCUCCGCCGGAAACGCCGGCCCUACCGACUCCAGCCUCUCCAACGUCGCCCCCUGGAUCACCACCGUGGGGGCUGGAACUCUCGACCGGGACUUCCCAGCCUAUGUGGUGCUCGGAAAUGGCAAGAACUAUACUGGGGUCUCCCUCUAUAGUGGGAAGCCGCUUCCGAGCACGCCGCUUCCCAUCGUGUACGCUGGAAACGCCAGCAACUCCACCAGCGGGAAUCUUUGCAUGCCGGGGACGCUGAUCCCGGAGAAGGUGGCCGGGAAGAUCGUUCUUUGCGACCGCGGGAUCAGUCCUCGGGUCCAGAAGGGCUAUGUGGUGCGCGAAGCCGGCGGAGCCGGGAUGGUCCUCGCCAACACCGACGCCAACGGCGAGGAGCUCGUCGCCGACGCCCACCUCCUUCCCGCCUCCGGGGUUGGCGAAAAGGCCGGCGACGCCAUCAGAGCAUAUCUGUUGUCCGAGACGAGUCCGACAGCGAGCGUUGUGUUCGGGGGGACGAAGGUGGGGGUGCGGCCGUCGCCGGUGGUGGCGGCGUUCUCGUCGCGGGGGCCGAACGCGGUGACGCCGGAGAUCCUGAAGCCGGAUCUGAUUGCCCCCGGUGUCAACAUCCUGGCCGGAUGGACCGGUGCGGUGGGGCCCACGGGGCUGUCGGUGGACUCGCGGCGGGUGGAAUUCAGCAUCAUCUCCGGGACCUCCAUGUCGUGUCCCCACGUUAGCGGCCUGGCCGCCCUCCUCAAAGGGGCCCACCCGGACUGGAGCCCCGCCGCCAUCCGCUCCGCCCUCAUGACCACCGCCUACUCCGCCUACCCCGGCGGCGAUGGCCUCCUCGAUGUCGCCACCGGCAAGGCCGCCACCCCCUUCGACUACGGCGCCGGCCACGUCGACCCCCCACGCGCCAUGGAGCCGGGCCUCGUCUACGACCUCACCGCCGACGACUACAUUGACUUCCUCUGCGCCCUUAACUACACCUCCCUCCAGAUCGCCGCCGUCGCCAAAAGAACCAACUACGCCUGCGAUGAUAAAAAGACCUACGCGGUCUCAGGACUCAACUACCCGUCCUUCGCGGUGGCGUUCGCGACGACGAGCGGGAACGGCGGCGGCGCUGAGACGGUGAAACACACGAGGACGUUGACAAACGUGGGGGAGCCCGGGACGUACAAGGCAACGGUGGCGACGUCGGUGACCGGCGGAGAGGUGAAAGUGGCGGUGGAGCCGGCGGAGCUGAGGUUCACGAAGGGGGGAGAGAAGCAAAGCUACACAGUGAGCUUCUCGGCGCCGUCGCUGCCGUCGGGAUCGCUCGGGUUCGGCCGUCUCGAGUGGUCCGACGGCAAGCACGUGGUCGCCAGCCCCAUCGCGUUCAGCUGGACGUGAGAUCAUAUCACGACAAGUAAAGAAAAGAAAAUGGACGGUGAUUGAUGGGGUGGGGAGUGAUUGCUGGGUUACACCAGAAACACGGUGCACCAUCCGCGUCCUCCUCGCUGCUGUCUGGAGAUCCAAACGUGACAACCAAACGUUGCCAGUGUUUGCAUCUUUUUACUUGCAAAUUUGCGAUUUUAUUGUUGUUUUCCGCUAAUUAAGCUAGGUGGAUGUGCAAGAAAAUGGAAAAUCAAAGAAAAAAAAUUUACUUUGGCAAUUUGUAUAUUAUUUAUAUAUAAAAUAGACGCAAAGUGCUCAUGGUGUUUUGGGUCCCUGAA